Messenger RNA from Cavenderia fasciculata, 2673 nucleotides. RefSeq lists its product as uncharacterized. NCBI's taxonomy places the organism in Eukaryota, Evosea, Eumycetozoa, Acytosteliales, Cavenderiaceae. The coding region runs from base 1 to 2673 and encodes 890 amino acids. The record is from RefSeq and is a predicted model, not a curated record. Gene Ontology annotation, biological process: double-strand break repair via homologous recombination; positive regulation of transcription by RNA polymerase II; negative regulation of fatty acid biosynthetic process. The transcript has a single exon. Gene Ontology annotation, cellular component: BRCA1-A complex; BRCA1-BARD1 complex; plasma membrane. Gene Ontology annotation, molecular function: ubiquitin-protein transferase activity.
AUGAAUAACGACACAUCAAAUACAACAAAUAAAAUGUCACCUCUUAAAAGUUCAAGUGAUCUAUCACAAAUGAUAGACCCAGAAUAUUUUAAAAGAGAAAAUGAUAAAAAGAUUAUUGAUCAACCAAUUAAUAGUAAUAAUAAUAAUAAUAAUAAUAGUCAAUCAAGUUUACCUCCUUCAUCUUUAUCUCAACAACAACAAUCAAUAUCAACACCAACAAAGAAUAAUAAUAGUAGUACUAGUACUAGUACUAGUCAAUCAAUACAAUCAUCACCAAUGAAUACAAGUUCAUUACAAAAUAUGAAUGCAAAUGUCAUACAAUCAUCAUUUGAUGCACACAUUCAAGAACAAACAUUUCAAACAUCCUCCCCAACAAGAAAAAGAAUUGUUAGAUUUACAGAUCCCUCACCAGUUUCAUCUCCUCAACCUAGUCAAAGAGAACAAAGAGAACAUCAACCUCUUAGACAAUCAUUUACACAAAAUGAAUCAUUGGAUAUUUUUGGUAGUUUAGAUUUUAGUCAAACUUUUGAACAACCAGAUAGUCAAGAAAUUGCACCAAUAUCAUUUACUCUAAGUACUGAUGGUGAUUUAAUCUUUACUUUGGACGACGAGGAAGAAGAAGAAUCUAUUAAAGAAUCGAUUCAAUUUGAUUUUGACAUUUAUCAAUCAAUGUCAUUACCAAUAUGGGAUGCAGUAACCAGUCAAGAUCCAAAGAUGGUAAUGAAAAGAGGAGGAAAGAUCAAGAGAAAGAGAGGGUUGGUCAUACCCAAUUGGAAAAAGAAGCAACCAGAAGUGACGAUUGACGACUUGAUGAAACAAAACUAUCUAAAGAUUGGUGAUCGUCUAACGUAUAGUAUUGCCGGUUCAACACAUACUGCCAUUCUAUUGGCUGACGGUUACAUUGAAUAUGGUAGUGGUAAUGAAUUACGUAUUCGUCUCCCAUCUGUUCAUGCUUGGAUCAUUCAAAUCCUAUCCAAACUAACACCAAACAAAAAAUAUCAUUGGUUUUCUCCAUGGGAUUCAAUUUUCAUUAAAGGAAAAUCUUUAAAUUAUAUUAGAAAAUCUUUUGAAUCUAAAAAUAGAAAAGAAAUUAAUAAUAAUAAUGAUGAAAAAGUAAUUAUUAAAACAAAUAUUACAAAAAAGAAAAGAGAAGAAGAAGAAGAAGAAGAAGAAAUAGAAUCUCAACAAAUCAAGAAAAAGGUAAAACCUACAAUUGUUGAAUUUAAACAACCUCUACCAAUUCAACCACAACCUUCAUUGAUUGAUCAAGAUGCAACACAAAAAGUAGAUGAAGAGUCAACCAUCAAAGUAGAUGAAGAAGCAACAAUCAAAGUAGAUCAAGAACCAAUUGUAGAUGAAGAAGCAACUAUUAAAGUUUAUGAUGAAUUUGAUCCAAAAACUCAACUAUUAAAUUCUACAACUACAAUUAAUUUAAAUCAAGUUGAUUUUAAUUCUCAAGAAAUGGAAAUUGAAAAGGAAAAUGAAAAUGAAAAAGAAAAAGAACCAUCACAAAAAUCAUCUCAAUCAAGUCAUCAUUCUUCUUCUUCUUCUUCUUCUUUAUCUUUUCCAAAUUUCAAUUCAACCUCUCAACCAACAAAUAAUCAACAUCAAAAUAAUAAUAAUAAUAAUAAUUUAUUUUCUUCACAACCACUUCCAUCCAAAGGAGGUCAUAUUGGAUCACCAUUAAAAUAUAAUACUCCAAUUUCAUCUCAACCACCACCUUCACAAUCAAAGAAUAAUGUAUUAUCAACAUCAAUUCAAUUUGAAACAUCUCAACAAUUUUCACAACAACCAAAAGAAUCAUCAAUUAGUUUACCAUUACAUCAACCAUCACUUAAAUCAAAUAAUUCAAAUGUUUCAGAACAACAAAAAAUAAGUCAAACAUUUUCAAUUCCAGAUUUAUCUCAACAACAACCAAGUCAAUUAUUUUCAAUACCAGGAUAUCAAAUUGAAUCUACUACUGGACCAGUAAUAUUAGGAACAGGAUUAUCAAGAUUAAUGCAAAUUCAUAUAAUUACAUUAACCAAUUCAAUAGGAGGUAGAUAUGUAACUAGUUUUGAUCAAUCUGUUACACAUAUUGUAUGUGCAACUGAAGAACAAGGACAAAUGGCCAAAAGAACCAUUAAAUAUCAAAUGGGAGUAGCCAAGGGACUUUGGAUUGUGUCAUUUGAUUGGAUUUUAGAAUCACUCAAUGAACAAAAAUGGCUAGACGAAGAUGCCUAUGAAAUACAAGGUGAUGAACAAUCUGGUAUUCAAGGAUCACCAAACAAGGCACGCCAACAAUUAUUAUUCUCUGAAAAACGUCUCUUUUAUGGUUUGGCGUUUUAUUUGGCAGGUGAAUUUGAUCAACCUAGUCGUCAAGAAAUUGAAUCGGUCAUCAAAGAGGCAGGUGGUAUAGUAUUGGAUGCACCACCACCAAAACCAUCAAAUACCAAAGAAUUAUUAAAAUCAAAAUGUACAGUCAUUGUUCAUCCAUCAUAUACCUCUUCUCAUCAACAACUGUCACAAAUUCACCUAACCACCAAACAAUUACCAAUUAGUUAUAAAUGGAUUUUUGAUUCAAUUUCAAAUUAUCAAUUAAUUCCAAAAGAUAAAUAUUUAAUCUUUAAAAGUAGUACUAUAAAUCAAUCAAACUAUGGUUCAAUUCAUACUCAACAAUCUCAUGCAUACUAA